Messenger RNA from Teleopsis dalmanni, 1237 nucleotides. RefSeq names its product transmembrane protein 68. The transcript is spliced from 4 exons. Bases 1 to 960 code for a protein of 319 amino acids. The record is from RefSeq and is a predicted model, not a curated record. NCBI's taxonomy places the organism in Eukaryota, Metazoa, Arthropoda, Insecta, Diptera, Diopsidae. Gene Ontology annotation, cellular component: membrane. Gene Ontology annotation, molecular function: acyltransferase activity.
AUGGAUUUUUUACAAAAUAUUUUAAAGAAUCUGCAAACGUUUUUGUCAUCUUACAUUGAUCUGGACUAUUCAAUAUGGCUUUACCGAUUACUUACGCCGCUGUUGAUAACAUUUCUGCUGCCCAUGGUUUUUGUGGCGCUCAUCUACAUAUCGUACAUUAUGCUUUGCAUAUACCGAUUACACCGAAAAGUUAUUUUGCGUUCCGUGCAAACUGAUGGAAAUUUUUGGGAAGUCGGUCGUAAAAUAGUUGCAGCAAUGUGGGAUGCACAUGGGCGCUUCUAUCAUGGGUACGAAGUAAUUGGCAUGGAAAAUAUUCCAAAGGAUAAAGCUGCAUUGAUCGUUUACUAUCAUGGUGCCAUACCCAUUGACAUGUAUUAUUUAAAUGCACGGAUGCUAAUGCAGGAGGAUCGUCUAAUCUACACAGUUGCAGACCGUUUUCUUUUCAAAAUACCUGGCUGGAAUACCAUAGCUGAAGCGUUUCAUAUCAGUGCCGGUACUGUACAGUCCUGCAUAAAUAUACUAAAGGAAGGAAAUUUAUUAGCUAUUUCACCGGGUGGGGUGUUAGAAGCACAGUUCGGGGAUCAUUUUUAUGAAUUGCUAUGGCGUAAUCGAUUGGGAUUUGCUAAGGUCGCACACGAAUCUAAAGCAAUGAUAAUACCAUGUUUCACACAAAAUAUCCGUGAAGGAUUUAGACAGUUGACUAUAUUUCGAAGGCUCUUCUUAAAGAUUUACAAUUGGAUACGUGUGCCAGUUUAUCCAAUUUAUGGAGGUUUCCCAGUUAAACUGCGAACAUAUCUAGGAAAACCAAUUGAAUAUGAUGAAAAUCUUACACCGGAAGAACUGCAAAUUAAAGUUGCAGCUGCUCUGGAGGAACUUAUAAACAAACAUCAACUUAUCCCUGGCAGUAUACUACGUGCAUUACUAGAACGUUUCUCAUUCUAUAGAAGCAAAACUGAUUAGUGGAGUGGAAUCAUUUACAUAUAAUUUACGAUAGAAUAUUAUUUGAAAUUAAGCAAAAAGACUUCGUCUAAGUUAAGUUCUCUCAUAAAAAGUUUAUAUUCUGGAAAGUUUACAAAUCAAACCGCAGUGUAUUUGUAAGCAAAUUCGAAAUAAGUUAACAUAGUUAAUAAUAUUUACUUAGACUUUAGAGUACUUAAGCCAAUAAGCGAACUUAGCUCAAAGCUAACAUCGUAAAAUUUUUACAAAGAUUAUAUAUAUAUAUUUUAAAUAAAAACUU